UGCGGAUUCGACUCCCUCAGAAGAUCCUGGGCGGGACUUCCGCAGUCAGAUGCCAAAUUCUCUUUAGCAUAACGGUUGUAGUUGAAGCCUCGUCCGUCGUGUUUUCUUUGGUUUUUGUUUAUUUAAUGACAUUAAAACCGAACCCUAGCUGUUCAGUAACAGUUAAAUGAAGGUCUGGAGACAGAAAAGCUACCAGAGAUGUAGCGAUAGGAGCUCAAACGGCGACAGGAGGUAGCAGAGCAAGAGGAACACAGAAACAUGGAUGCUGCUGUUAAGAUUCGGAUGGAUGGAUUAGAAAUACACCACUAGUAAGAGCCAGGAGAGGCGUCUCAGCAGUGUCAAUCAGGCUCCUGUACACGCUGCCCAGCAACAGUCACUCAAGCUCAAGACUGCUGGUGUGCUGCAGCUGUGCUAAUGGCAGAGAGGGAACCUAACGUUGUAGGAAAACUGCCAAUUCCUCGAGUGGUGGCACCUGCUCAAAAAACAAGGAGAGGUAGGCGGAAGAAGUCCAAAGAUGAAAAGCAAGCUCAAAAGAAAGAACUGGACCGAGCCCGGAAUAAGACGAGGAUAAACAUUGGAGCGGCUUUUCUCAGGUGGAGGGAGCUACUCUACCUGAAACGCUUCAAGUCCGAUGCAGAGUUAGCCACGUUUCUGCUAGACAAAUGUCAAGUUGGAGAUUUGACUUCUUUAACUACAACCAGCCAUCAGACCGCCCUGUCCAGUUCUGUCAGCAGCUCAUCAUCAGAUCGUAUUUCAUUGCUGGACACUCAUGAUGACAUCAAUGAAAGUGACUUCAAUCACAUUCAGAACUCUGUCAUCGACUGGGCAGAAGACUGGACCCGGCCUCUGCAGGACGACACUGGAGACGUUUCAGCUUCAGAGGAAGAGAGUAGUAUGGGGGAAGGCAGUUACCAUGACGACACUGAUGAUGAUGAUGAGGAGGAGGAGGAGGAGGAUUACAUCCCCCCUUUAUGCGUUCGCACUGCUGGUUCCGGUGAGCAGAAGUUUUCUCUGGAUGCUCUUCCGGCCGUCGGCAUGGAGGACACGGUUCAUGACGCUCUGGUCACAGAGUCAGCCGAGUCCCAACCAGCCCAGAGUGAGGAUGACAUCACUAAUCAUCCGGCAGCCAUCACCUAUCAUGUCUGUCUGAUGCAACUCGCUCAGUAUCUGCUGCUGCCCAUCCCGGUGUGUACGGCUAAAGACCCGGUGACACUGGUGGAGUGUCAGGCAACUGGACCAUUCCAAGUCCAGGUCAAGUCCAGAGGAACGGCUGUCAUCAUGCAGUGGAUGUGUUCUAACAAUCACUGUGUGUGGGAGUGGAACUCCCAGCCCACUUUCAAAGACGGGAUGCAAGCUGGCGACUUCCUUUUGGCAUCAAAUAUCAUCCUGUCUGGCAACAACUAUGCCAAAGUUGCAUUACUUUUCAAGUUUAUGAAGAUGGGAAUAGUGGAUUGGUCAACCUUCUUGAAAAUACAGGACACAUACUGUGUCGGAACCAUCAAGGACUUUUGGGAUAACAGCAGAGCUGACGUCGUUUCCAGGCUGAAAUCAAAGGAAAAUGUUGCUGUACUGGCUGAUGGUCAUAUGAACAGUCUUGGGUCGUCUGCUCAGUUCUGCACCUACACCAUCAUGGAGAAUGAAACCAAAGAAAUCCUGUCAAUCGUCAACAUUGACAAGGGAGAGACACGGAGGAGUUCUGUGAUGAUGGAGAGGGAAGGCUUCAUCAGGAGCUUUCAGCAAAUCCACCAGGAGGUUAAACUCACUGAAGUUUGCACAGAUUCACAGUCACAGAUAUCCACUCUCUUUGACCCAGUCAAAGGAAAGUAUAAGGACAGCGGUGUGCUGCACACUCUAGACAUGUGGCAUGGUUCCAAAGACUUGGCCAAGAAGAUGCAUGCAGCAGGGCAGCAAAAGGGUUGUUCCAUCCUGCUGCAGUGGAUCAAAGAUAUCUGCAAUUAUUUCUGGUUCUGCUGCAAGAUGACUGAAAACUAUGAGAACUUUUAUGAGAUGUGGGCUGGCCUUCUUAACCAUGUAACAGGAGAGCAGGAGUGGCCCCUGGACGCCGGUCAGCGUCCGUCUGGGGAACGCAGAGACAAGGUGUGGAUAGAAAACGGGUCUGUGGCCCAUCAGGCGUUAUCAGAAGUUAUUCUGAAUCAACGCUGGCUUAAGGAAGUACACAAGUACUUGCACUUUAGGUCAACGGCUGACCUGGAGUCUUUCCAUAACCACAUCCUGAUGUAUGCCAGCAAACACUUCAGUUUCAGCCGUCCGGUCUAUGAAGCCCGGAUUUUCCUGGCUGGCCUGGAUUACAACCACCAUGUCCACAGACCGGCCAAGAGAAAACCCGACGGCUCCGUAGAAUAUCGCAAACUUUAUAACAGAAAAUCCAGAAAGUGGUGUUUGUAUGCUAUAAAGGAGGAAAAGGAUUACCGCUACAUCCGGCAGAUUCAGAGGGCCAUUGUGGGGAAGCGGGUGGCAUCGGGGCGAGGUCUCCCUCGUCUUACUGCCGCGACACGGAGUGACCCUCGUCAGUACGGCGUGCUGUUCGUCGCACCAGCUUCCAGCUCACAGCAGCCAUUAAAGUUACAAGUCAGCAGGGGCCAGAGUGUUCAGGAGAGGCUGGUGCUUAAAGAAGAAGCUAAAGAAGAGCAGAGUUCUGGUGGAGACCAGCAGGAUGCACAGCGUCUUCACAUCAAGGAGGAAGAGGAGGAAGUCUGGAGCAGUAUGGAGGAUGAAGAGCUCAGUGUGAAGGAGGAGACAGAUCCGUGUCUGCUUCCACUGAAUGUUGUUGUUGUGAAAAGUGAGCAUGAAGAUAAACCUCUGUUCUCACAGCUUCAUCAGCCAGAAGUUGGAGAUCUUCCAACCAGCAGCUCAGCUGACCAGAUGAAAGCAGAAAGUGAUGAAGAGGACGGUGGAGGAGCAGAGUCCAGCAGGAACCCAGACCUACACACUGACAGAGACACUUCCAGCUCUUCAGAGACAGAGGUCAGUGGGGACGAAGAGGAGGAGGAUGAUGAUGAUGUGAACCAUCCUGGUUCUCAUCUGAAACACCCACCAGACUCCGGCUCUGAAACUGAGGACAGUGAGAACGACUGGAAGGAAACUAGAGCUGCAGAGUCAGGAGGAAACGGCGCCAACAAGCCGCUGAGCUGCUCCAAGUGCAGCCAACAGUUUGGUAACAAGUCCUCACUUCAGAGACACAGUUCAAGAAAAAACUGUUCGUCUAAAAACGUCGUCUCAGCGAAUGUCCAAACUGAUUUAAAAGGUUUUACCUGUGAUGAUUGUGGGAAAGGUUUUAGCCUAAAAAACUCUUUAAACCGACACCUGAGAAUUCACACAGGAGAGAAACCAUUCAACUGCGACGUAUGUGGACAAAAAUUUAACCAGAAGUCUCACCUAAAAAUUCACAGGAGAAUCCACACUGGAGAGAAACCGUUCAGUUGUAAUACGUGUGAAGUUAGAUUUAACCAAAAAUCAAGCUUAAAUCUGCACAUGAGGAACCACUCAGAGGAGAAACCGUUUCACUGUGAUGAUUGUGAGCAAAGAUUUAACAAAAAGUCAGAUUUAAACAAACACAAGAGAGCCCACAUGGAAGAAAAACCCUUUGGUUGUGACGUUUGUAGGAAAAAAUUCAGUCGAAAGGCAGAUUUAAACAUGCACGCACGAGUCCACACUGGAGACAAACCGUAUGCUUGUGAUGUCUGUGGACAGACGUUUAGUCUUAAGGCUAAUUUAAAGAAGCACAUGAGGAUUCACACAGGAGAUAAACCAUUUGGUUGUCUUUUCUGUGAGCAACGCUUCAACAGAAGGUCACAUUUAAACAUACACAUCAGAAUCCACACUGGUGAAAAACCAUUUGUUUGUGAUGUUUGUGGUCAAAGAUUUAGUGAUAAGUCAGCUGUAAACAAACACAUGAGAAUUCAUACAGGAGACAAACCUUUUGGUUGUGAUGUUUGUGGGAAAGGAUUUAACCAAAAGUCAAGUUUAAACAAGCACAUCCGGAUCCACACUGGGGACAAACCGUUUGGUUGUGAGAUUUGUGGACAAAGUUUUAAUCAAAAGUCAACUUUAAACAUCCACCAGAGGAUACACACCGGAGACAAACCUUUUGGUUGUCACGUUUGUGGACAAAGAUUUAACCACAAAUCAAAUUUAAACAAACACAAGAGGAUCCACACAGGAGAAAAACCCUACGGCUGUCAUAUCUGUGGGAUUAGAUUUUAUCAAAAGCCUCAUUUAAACAGACACAUGAGGGUCCACAUAGGAGAGGAUGUAGUUUAAAUACAUACGUUAAAGGUUCGUUCCAGUGAGGAGUCCACAGGAAAUCUUCCUCCCCUGGAACUGAUGAUGCCCUGGGCAUUAGUUGACUGGGUUUCUGGUCCAGGGUCACAAACUGGGACGUAAUGUCUUUUGGAUUCGCUGAGUGCUGGAGUGUUGCUACUUCUUGGUGAUUUAUCAGAUGAUUCAGAUCAACACCCACCUGAGCAGCAGACUUCAGAAAGCCAUUAGAAACCAGGAAGUUUUCUCAAAACAGCUUUCGUAUCCAAUUGUUUCUAAACGUUUAAGGUUUAAAACACAAGGGAAGUGUUUGGGUAUAGCUGUACUGAUCCUAAGCAUUAAGGCCUUUAUUUUUAAGAAUAAACAAUCAAUCUUCAGCUCUUCUCCGUUUCAUCUGCUCUGCUGGCUUCCUGCUUUACUUUUCUAUUCAUACAUUGACAAAAUUGUUGCCACUUCUCUUGUUUAUGACCAAAAACCCACAGUGCUCAAUGAAAUAACUUGAAACUGUCAAAAGCAAUAAGAAAAAUCUACUUAAUAUUAAGCUUUGAAAAUCAGACAUUGCUUUUGAUUUUUGGUUCAAGCUAACAAUUUAAAAACCAGACUAUUGAAACAGGCCUGGACACAAAUGAUGGUACCAGGAACUUCACAUUUUGUUGCUCAACCUGUUAAUUCAGUCAGAUCAUUUUUAACAUUUGUUUCUCUGAUGUGAUGUUUUCUAGUCUUUAACCUCCAUCCAUCCAA
This is a messenger RNA of Gambusia affinis (western mosquitofish), 5019 nucleotides long. RefSeq lists its product as uncharacterized. NCBI's taxonomy places the organism in Eukaryota, Metazoa, Chordata, Actinopteri, Cyprinodontiformes, Poeciliidae. The record is from RefSeq and is a predicted model, not a curated record. The transcript is spliced from 14 exons. Bases 415 to 4281 code for a protein of 1288 amino acids. Gene Ontology annotation, molecular function: RNA polymerase II cis-regulatory region sequence-specific DNA binding; DNA-binding transcription activator activity, RNA polymerase II-specific. Gene Ontology annotation, biological process: regulation of transcription by RNA polymerase II. Gene Ontology annotation, cellular component: nucleus.